This is a messenger RNA of Pedinophyceae sp. YPF-701, 1659 nucleotides long. Lineage: Eukaryota; Viridiplantae; Chlorophyta; Pedinophyceae. The record is from the annotation of a GenBank genome assembly.
AUGGCAGCGCGUGAUGAGCGGCGCCCCGCGGCUCGUGCCGCGUCCCGGCGUCGCCACGCGUGCCGCGGGCCGCUGAUGCUUCUCGUCGUUCUUGCCAUGCUCUGCGUGAGCCCCGCGGCCGCGCGGAUCCCCGGAGGCGGCCUCCGGAGCCUGCUUCAGCCUCCGCCAAUGGGUGGCAUGAACGGGGGCGGGCCGAACGCUCCGGCGUACACGCAGCCGUCCGGGAGCCAGUCGAGCAGCUCCUGCGCGGUGACGAGCGGGUCGUGCGCGGAGGACGGCAGCUCGAACAGCUUCGACGGUGGGAAUCUGGCGUGGAGCAACGGGCGGUUCCAGGGCUCGCUCCUCACGAACCAGUGCCCGCACUACACCUACUCGAACGGAAGGCCCAGCGCGUCCUGUCAAACGCACCAGAUCCCGGACCCGAGUUUCGCCAACGGAGCCUCCGGCGCGCCCCUCCUCGGCGUCGUCGGGUACAGCUACGUGUCGGCAACGACCGGAGGAAUGCCCAUCUACGGUCCGUUUGAGGCCGGGUUCAGCGAGGGCCAGGCGUGCACGAACGGCCGCGGCUCGUGCCCCGCCGGCAUGGACGUCCCGACGUGCGAGGCGAAGCUUGUGCACGAGUGCGGGCAGAGCAACGUCGCGCAGGGCAUGCUCCCGGACUCGUGCGGCGCGCACGCGUCGCCGUACCACUUCCACCACGGGAUGGACUGCCUGGACCGCUCGUCGACGGGCCACUCGUCGCUCGUGGGCGUCGCGCUCGACGGGUUCGGGAUCUACGCGAAGAACGAGGACACGAACGCCAAGCCGACCGACCUGGACGCGUGCGGCGGGCACAUCGGAGUCGCGCCGUCGCCGGACGGCUCCACGAACGGCACGUUCUACCACUACCACAUCCAGGAGCAGGGGCCCUUCACGCUGGGCUGCUACAGCGGCGGACAGCCCAAAACAGUGUCGGAGUGCAAGGCGCUGCAGACUGAGGCGUGCGACGGCACGCGCGGCACCUACACGACCUCGGAGGGCAGCAUCGAGUACGACCUGUGGUGCCCAUGCUACGAGUCGGGCCAGGCCCCGCGCCUCGAGGGCGGCGCGCAGCCCAGCAGCACCUCCGCCACCACCGCCCCGCCCUCCGGCGCCACGCAGGCGCCCGCAACGAACGCUCCGGGCAGCACGCAGGCCCCGCAGGCCACCACGCCGCCCCCCGCGCCGACGCAGGCCCCGCCGCAGCAGGCAACAAUCUCCGUCAGCUUCACGGCCACCUUCAACUCCGCCAGCGACGACGGGUCCCUCAACGACGACGAACGCAGCCGGAUCGUCGCGGCGGUGCUCGUUUCGAUGGGCUCUCCGUCCGGCGCCGAGGUCGUGUCGUCGUCGUUCACGCGCAUCUCGAAGCGCCGCAGCCUGCGCGGGCUGGGGUCGUACAGCGUGGACGUGGAGGUGCGGACGAACAGCGUCGCGAGCGCGACGGUGGCGGCGGACGCGACGACGGACGCGAGCCUGCUGGCGGCGUUCCUGGCGCAGGGCGUGCAGGCGUCGGCGGUGUCGUCGACGCGCGCGAGUGCGAGCGCGGCGAGCACGGGCGGCGGCGGGUCGGCGGCGGGCGCGGCGGGGAUGUCGGCGCUCGCGGUGGUCGCCGCGGGCGUGGCUCUCCUGCUGCCGUGA